Molecule: messenger RNA, 4394 nt
Organism: Penaeus indicus
Lineage: Eukaryota; Metazoa; Arthropoda; Malacostraca; Decapoda; Penaeidae
Product: arf-GAP with GTPase, ANK repeat and PH domain-containing protein 1-like
Exons: 11
Coding region: 65-2446 (793 amino acids)
Biological process (GO): activation of GTPase activity
Molecular function (GO): GTPase activity; GTPase activator activity; protein binding
Source: RefSeq, a predicted model, not a curated record
GUGUUUUUUUUUUUUUGAAAGAAAAGAGAACGUUUUGAUAGUGCCAUACAUUGAAUUCUUGUGGAUGUACGCGAAGUUAGAAAAGAGGACAAGGAGAGAGAGAAAAAGGGUUGGUGAGCGACAUAAGAGUGGAUUCGCAUAUAUGAGACUGACCAAGUGCCUGCGGAAAAUCAAGCGCAUCGCACAAAUGAAGCUUCCGUUCCUGAGAGAGUCCGCCCGAAUCAACAUCAUGGAUGGAAUUAGCGAGAACAACCCCCGCGUGAUCGACGACGGGAGAGCUCGGAAGUUGGCGUCGGACCUCAAGCGGUGCUCCUACUACGAGACGUGCGCCACCUACGGACUCAACGUGGAGAGGGUCUUCCACGAUGCCUGUUCGAAGAUCGUGGCGCAGCGCCUGAGCCAGCAGGGCCUCACGCCCAACAACUCCCGGCCAGGAACCCCGACGCACCUCCUGCGCUAUCCCUCGACCAACAAUGGCUACACCCCCGCCCCGUACUCCAACAUCUCGGCGCCUCUGACACCGCAGAUCACCUCCAGCCAGCAAGUGACGCCGCCCAUCUCCGGCUCCUCUCCUAGUCAUAUGUUCACCAACACAGUCGCGAAGGAUGGAACCCUAAGGAGCAGCCACGGGAGCGGCGCCGAGCUGACGGCCAUGACCCGCACCGACUCGUUCCGCGACGACGGCUUCAAGCGCGUGAGUGCGCCCGGGGCCGUGACGAGCGCCACCUUCAUGGCUCCCCCGCCGCCCCCCACCACCACCCCGGCCCCGGCCCCCGCCACCAUCAUGGACGCCAUCCCCGCGCCCAGGGACAGCAAGGACCUGCCCACGCCCAGCUCCACGCCCACCACGUCCAGGAAGAGCCGGAGAAAAUCGAACCUGUUCACGCCGUCGAAGAAGAGCGACGAGAAGGACAAGAACAAGAACGGCGAGGUGGGCAGCGGGCGCGCCAUCCCCAUCAAGCAGGGCUACCUCUACAAGAAGUCCAACAAGGCCCUCAACAAGGACUGGAAGAAGAAGUACGUCACUCUGUGCGACAACGGACGGCUCACGUACCACCCCAGUUUGCACGACUACAUGGAGGACGUGCACGGCAAGGAGAUCUCCCUGCAGUACACCACAGUCAAGGUCCCCGGCAUGAAGCCCCGCGGCUCCAAGGUCGUGCCGGGCAGUGGGGGGAGCGACCCCCUGUCCGCGGAGAUGCACACCCUCAACAUCGCCUCGGUGGGCACCCCGGGGCCGCCGCUCACGGGCAGGUCCUCCCUUGGGGGGCCGCUGCAGUCAAACAAGGACAAGGUGACACUCACUUCAUAUGAGACUCUCCACGACCCAGCAGGAGUCAAUGGAUUAGACUCUGCUAGUAUAUCUUCUAAAAUUGAGACACCCAAUGUUAAGAAGCGACACAGGAGAAUGAAGAGCAGUGGGAAUAAAAAUGCUGAAUGCGAAGACUCCGACGGCUACGAGUUCAGCCUGGUGUCCCUCGACAACAAGCAGUGGCACUUCGAGGCCGGCAGCCAGGAGGAGAGGGACGAGUGGGUCUCGGCCAUCGAGCAGCAGAUCCUGUACUCGCUCCAGGGCAACGAGUCGAACAAGAGCAAGACGCGCCAGGGCCACCCCAUCGACGCCCAGACCAUCGCGACGCUCAAGAACCAGGUGCCGGGCAACCUGCAGUGCGUCGACUGCGAUGCGCCGAAUCCCGAGUGGGCUAGUAUCAACCUUGGCGUCCUGAUGUGCAUCGAGUGCUCUGGAAUCCACAGAAAUCUUGGGUCUCACAUCUCCAAAGUCAGGUCUCUCGACUUGGAUGAAUGGCCGCCUGGACCCCUAUCGGUCAUGAUGUCCCUGGGUAAUGAAGUGGGCAACAGCGUCUGGGAGGCCCACACGAGAGGCCAAGCGAAGCCCAACCCUCGCUCGAGUCGUGAGGACAAAGAGCGCUGGAUAAGAGCUAAAUACGAGGCCAAGGAGUUCAUUGCUAUGCCGCAGUCGGGCAUUCCUCUUAACGAACAGGUUGUCGACUGCGUGUGUCGCGGCGAUGUCCAGAGACUGUCGGCCUUGUUGCCUCACGCCGGCGAUGCGGUGAACAGCCCCCUCGCCCCCCACCGCGACUUGAGGACACCCCUGCACUUAGCCGCAGCCUUCCCCUCCUUGUCCUGCGUGCAGCUUCUACUCUGGUACAACGCCAGCGUGAAGAUCUGCGACGCCGAAGGGAGGUCCAGCCUCUUCUACGCCCGGACGGCUGGCGAUAAGGAGGUGAUCGACCUGCUGCUGCAGAACGGGUGCCCGGACUCCGUGGUGGCCGCCCCGCCCAUCACGCCCCACACGCCGGCGCUGUCCCACUCCACGUUCCCUCUGUCGACCAGCACGCCGCAGCCGUCGACGCUGCCCCGCAGAAAAGGCUCGAUAAGCAGGAAGCCAGAAAUGCUCGACAAACUCCAAGCGAGUGUGAUAUAGUUCCGUGAGCCAGUGAUAAAAUAGGACGUUGCAGUUUUAAAGGGGUUUACUCUAUAUAUUAAAAAAUGAUGAUGGUAAUAAUAAUAAUAAUAAUAAUAAUAAUAAUAACGAAUUGAUUGUUUAGACUCCAGUAACUUCAUGCCCUCUUCAUGCUAGUAAAUGCUUACUGCCUAGAUAUAUUUUGAGGCCACUUUAAGACUGUAAGAACACGUGACCAGUGACCACCAGCCAUGGCCUGCGUGGCCUGCCUGGGCCGUGCGAGCCGAACUCUUGUACCAGGGGAGGGAAAACACAUCAUUAGAGAGAGAGAGAGAGAGAGAGAGAGAGAGAGAGAGAGAGAGAGAGAGAGAGAGAGAGAGAGAGAGAGAGAGAGAGAGAGAGAGAGAGAGAGAGAGAGAUUGGGCUAGAUUACUCUGGCUAAUAAGUACGUACUCAUUGUCUGCCUGUGAUCAUCUAUUGGUGAUGUGUUGCAGUCGCGUGUCCUUUCGAAAACACAUCACACACUUGGAGAUCCUCAUCAUUUCCCAAACAUUCAACUAAGAAUUCCUUGAACUUGUGCAAAGUUCGCCGAGUAGAUGUACAUAGGAAGUGAGCAUACCAUGAGCCCAUUUGUAAACUUCAUCAUCCUGCACCCUCAAGAGUGUCGUCUGUCAUGGUUGUAAAUAUAAUGAACAAUGACGUACCAAAGGUUGAAUGCGAGUGAGAUAUAUAUUGUAGAUUUAUGUAUGUAUUGGUUCAGUCCAAGUGUAAAGAUGAUUAUCCUGCUCAAGAUACAAAUGUAUGAAGCCAAAGUUCAUAUAAUCCCUGUAUUAGAGGCACAUCAAGAGAUGUGUAGAAGAAACCAAGCUGUCGACCCGGAGGAAGAGGACUAAGGCACACAAGGUCUAUGUUGUUUUGUGUAUUAGCAUUGGGGAGUGUAUCGAGUGUGACAGGAUACACGAAGAUAUACGAAAAAGACCUAUGUUAAUGAAAAUAAGACACUUGGAUGGGUUACGAAGUCUGAAACUCGGCCCCACUCUUACUCAAAUUGAAUGUUUAUUAUGUAUUAGGGUCAAGUUAAAGAAAAGGUGAUACUAUAGUGUUAUAAAAAAAGACGUACAUCCCCGAAUGUUUCUAAUGGUUAUCUUUGGAUAUAUAAUUCUCGAAGGUCCCAAUUAAAACGAAAACCAAAACAGCUGAAACUUGGGUCGACUGUCUUCUUCCUUCCUCGAUGUGCCAUUGUCUUUGUUGUGCUUUCGUGUUACAGUCUCUCUAAAUCGACACACUAUGGGAUGGCUGCCGACGUGGCUCUCAUCUCUGAUCCAUAGUAUCUGUAAAACUCACAUUUCUUAAUAAAAAAAAAUGUAACUGACCUUUGUCACUUGAGGCCGAAAAAGAAUGGAGAGGACUGUAUAAGGAGGAUAUUGUUAGUGUACAAAUCUUGUUACUUAGCUAUCAUUUGUAUAUUUGUAUAUAUAUAUAUGACAUGUCCGUUCUUCCUAGCCCUGUAAUCUCAAAGAAUUCCUCCUUUUUAUGAUACAGUAAAAUAUAUUUGUGAAAAAGAAGCAUCAUCAUCAUUUAGACAUCAUAGAAAAGACCAUACCUCAGAUUUCUGCAUAUUGUGACUGUUCUGUAACCUGCCUGUGUUGUAACGAGAUCAGCAUCUUGUGUUUAUUGUUUUGAACAUUUUGUAAACAAGGCAAUACUCAGUGUUUAAAAGAAAAAAAUCACUUAUAUUGACUGAUCCUGUUACAAAAUUGACAAGAACAAAACCUGAGAACUUUAAUCUUUGGAGUUUUCAGUGACACUUUGGAAAGCCUUGACGUGUAUCCUGGGUAUUUUCCAAAGUAACAGUCAGAUCCCAUAUAAGAGAUUGAAAACCACAAAAAAUCAUACACCAAGUACUGUAAGUCCCUCUAUGUUUACCUGUAUUUAUUACAAACUCAAACCAAUAAAGGAAAGAAAGUAU